AUGGGCGCCCUCGGGGCCUCCAGGCACGGCCGCCUCUGCGCCAGGGCCCCCCCGCCCGUGCUCGGAGACCUCGCGCUCCUGCCCUGCUGGGGCGCCUGGGGGCCGGAGGGGCGGCGCGUCGCCCGCGCCGACGACGCGAUCAUGAUCGCCCACCACGCCCUGUCUAUAGCGAUCUGGCCGAUGACCGUCUACUACAACUACUGCUCCAGGUACGUUCUCAUCAUGAUCUCGACUGAGUUCUCCAGCAUUUUUAUGACGUGCAAUUGGUUUCUGACCACCCUCGGCAGGAAGAGCGAUUUGAUCUACAAGGUCAAUGGCCUCAUCUUCACACUCACGUUCGUGGUCGUGCGAAUGGUGGGCGCCGUGCCGCAGCUGGUGGCGAUGUUCCGCGUGCCGCCCUGGACGAUGUCCACUAUGAGAGCCGUUGCGCCCGACGUUGACAUACAGUGGUGGCAGGUGUACGCCUGCUCCGCCAUGGUGUUGCCGCACUGUCUCAACUUGUUCUGGGGAGUCAAGGUGAUAAAGGGGUACCUCAAGGUGCACAACGCCUACUUCGAAGCGCGCCGCAAGGGCCGCGCCGAUGGCAAGAAGAAGACAUGA
Messenger RNA from Prorocentrum cordatum, 600 nucleotides. The record is from the annotation of a GenBank genome assembly. Lineage: Eukaryota; Dinophyceae; Prorocentrales; Prorocentraceae.